Molecule: messenger RNA, 1343 nt
Organism: Aspergillus homomorphus CBS 101889
Lineage: Eukaryota; Fungi; Ascomycota; Eurotiomycetes; Eurotiales; Aspergillaceae
Product: sucrase/ferredoxin-like domain-containing protein
Exons: 2
Coding region: 131-1204 (357 amino acids)
Source: RefSeq, a predicted model, not a curated record
CGACAAUAAAUUGAUUGGAGUUUCGUCAUACUCACAGGACCUAAGACUCUCAUAGCGCGUCGUCAAAACUUACACUUCGCUGCUAGUUCGAGAACUUUCGCAUUGUCACCACAACGUGGGCUCCGCGGACAUGGCAAGGUCACGACAAAUAACCGCUCUUGCGGCCUUGAGCUGCCGAUUCCCCAAAUUCGCCUUCAAGCACAGCCCGCCACUCGCAUCGAGCGCUCGCCAUUUUUCGUCCACUGCAUUAAAUUUACGACACGCGCGAAUCCCCCUUGAAAUCCCUCCGCCGUUCCCUGUGACCAAGUCAUGCCCGGAGCCCGGCUGCUCAUGUCCUCCCACGCCCGAUCUGCCCGCACCCAUCGACCACGAGCAGGCCCUCAAUGGCACCAUGGCGGCGUACGCGCAGCAACUGCUGGUGUGCACCGGCCAGAGGGACUGGACGAGUCGUAUCGAGGAUGACGGGAAGGGACAGAACUGGGGGGAGCUCGUCCGAGGGUUGAAGGGUCUACUCGGACGCGGGGGGCGAUUUGCCGACCCAUAUAACAACAUCCUCGUCACGAAUUCCUCGUUCGCGCCUUCAUCACCGGCUUCCCAAACCGCGUCCGCCUUUCUCUUCCCCAGCUUCAAAUACUUCCCCUCCGUCCCAACCCAGAGCACAUCCUCCACGAACCCUGACCUCUCGACCUUCAUCCAGGCACAUCUUCUCCCGAUCAAGUCGCGACACGGCGGCCUCACGCGCCGCCAGGAACUGGCCGCCGAGUUCCCGGACGCCGUCGACCUGCGGCACUCGCCCGUUGUCCUGAUCUGCGGGCACGGCGGCCGCGACAUGCGCUGCGGCGUGAUGGCGCCCGUCCUGGAAGCAGAAUUUCAACGUAUGCUGCGCGAAAGAGGGUUCGCGUCCACUGGCCGCAACGGCGAUGUGGUGGACAGUCCCGACCACGCGCAUGUCGGGCUGAUCAGCCACAUUGGAGGGCACAAGUACGCCGGGAACGUUAUCGUCUAUAUUCCUCCUGGCAUGACGGCCGGGCGAGACGCGUCGUCCUCAACGUCCCAUCCGCUGGCCGGUAAGGGGAUCUGGUAUGGGCGCAUUGAACCCAAGCAUGUGCAGGGCGUGGUCGAGGAGACUAUCCUGGGAGGCAGGGUGAUUGCAGACCAUUUCCGCGGGGGUAUUGAUCGGGAUGGUGGGAUUCUGCGACUUUGAUGAAUCGGGUUAUCGUAGAUGGAUAGAUUCUUUUGGCCCUGGUUCGUUGCGCAUGGUAUAUUGCUCGUUCUGUAUACUAGCGGAGAGUUACCUUAGAUUUGUCCGAUAUUGACAAGAUAUCGACAGGAUAGAAUUCACG